Cetraspora pellucida is the source of this 528-nucleotide messenger RNA. NCBI's taxonomy places the organism in Eukaryota, Fungi, Glomeromycota, Glomeromycetes, Diversisporales, Gigasporaceae. The record is from the annotation of a GenBank genome assembly.
AUGGAAGACUUUGAAGAGAACAAUUACAGUAUAAGCUAUUUUUUUAUAGACAAUAAUGAAAUAGACAAUUUAUCUGUGAAUUCUUCUUGUAUUAAUGAUGAUACUAUGGAAGUAAAUGAAACCGGCAAACCAUUACAACUAUGUACUAGGUCUUUUGUGUGGAAGUAUUUUGUAAAGAAAAAAAAACCUCUUAUGCAAGAUGUACCUGAACUGAAUAAAGAAAAGAAGAAGCUGAAUGUUUCUGUUAUCGACAUGCUUCAAAAUCAGCAAACUGUUAAUAAUCAUUCUAGUGAACCUUUUGAUUUAAACAUUUUUAAAGAUCUUAUCAAACAUUGGAUUGCAAAUGUGCUCUCUGCAGAUUCUAUAAAAAGAUAUGUUAUGAAUGACUUUGAAAAAGAACACCGCAAGCUUAUGGUGAAGUUACAGAGAAUUUCUGAGAAAUUUUCAGUUAUGACUGAUAUAUGGAUAAUGAAUACCAAUGAAAAAUUCUUUAUAGCAGUUACCCUUCAUUACUUGAAUACUUCUUGA